AUGGUAGGUAGUGGGUUGUUCAGUUCACCAGCACUUUGUGGUGCUCUAUGUUAUGCAGAAUUAGGUACAAUGCUUCCUAUGAAUGGCGGAGAAUCUAUCUAUUUGGGUCGAGCAUUUGGUAGUCUUCCUGGUAGUCUAGCCAUUGUUUGUAUCGUAUUCGGUGAAUAUGUUUCUCGUAUUGCCUAUCAUACGUAUUUUUUCAAUGUUCCACAUGACUCAGACGCAUCUGUUGAAUUGGCAGAUUCUAUUAUUCCUCCAUUUUUACCAAAAAUAUUAGCUGUAACUUGUUUAUUAGCUUUGACUGUGGUGAAUGCUUUUUCAGUAAAAGCUGGUAUUCGUGUCCAAGAUAUAUUAUCAAUUGUUAAAAUUUUAACAGCAGUUGUUAUUUCCAUAGCUGGUAUAGUUGUACUGUCAAAUAAAGAAUUAGUAGUUGGUGAUAGUUUUCAAGGUGAACCUUUUGCUGGAUUUGAUUCUAUUAGUUUUGGUCAAUUUACCUUUGCUUUCUAUUCAGUUAUUAUCUUUGGUAUUCCACUUGUUAUUGUUUGUUAUAUACUAUCCAAUCUUGCGUACUUGGCUGCACUUAGGCCCGAAGUUGUUAUGCAUACAAAUACAGUUUCUAUGGACUUUGGAAAAAAGAUAUUUGGUGCAGCAGGAGGUAUUAUUUUUGCCGUCUGUGUAGCUUUAAGCUGCUUUGGGUCUGCAAAUGCAAGUGUCUUUACAGGAGCUCGUAUUAUUUAUGUUUCUGCAAAACAGGGGCAUAUACCAAACAUUUUUGGAAAACUGAGUCAGACACGACAAACACCUAUUUUAGCAUUAGCCCUCCAAGCUAUUCUAACCACUAUUAUGAUUAUGGUUGGAUCCUUUAGGAUGUUGGUCAAUUUUUAUUCUUUUUGUGCAUGGAUGUAA
Cokeromyces recurvatus is the source of this 906-nucleotide messenger RNA. Its product is annotated as amino acid permease-domain-containing protein. NCBI's taxonomy places the organism in Eukaryota, Fungi, Mucoromycota, Mucoromycetes, Mucorales, Mucoraceae. Gene Ontology annotation, biological process: amino acid transmembrane transport. The coding region runs from base 1 to 906 and encodes 301 amino acids. The transcript has 5 exons. Gene Ontology annotation, cellular component: membrane. The record is from RefSeq and is a predicted model, not a curated record. Gene Ontology annotation, molecular function: L-amino acid transmembrane transporter activity.